Molecule: messenger RNA, 576 nt
Organism: Schistocerca cancellata (South American locust)
Lineage: Eukaryota; Metazoa; Arthropoda; Insecta; Orthoptera; Acrididae
Product: trypsin alpha-like
Exons: 2
Coding region: 1-576 (191 amino acids)
Biological process (GO): proteolysis
Molecular function (GO): serine-type endopeptidase activity
Source: RefSeq, a predicted model, not a curated record
AUGCCUUGGAGCAGGAGGGGCCAUGGACGUAUCGUGAAUGGCAACGCGACCACCAUAUCAGAGUACCCGUGGAACCUCUCCAUACAGUUCCUGGUCAGGCACGAGUGCGGCGCAUCCAUAAUCAGCACGACGUGGGCAAUGUCAGCCGGUCACUGCUUCUAUGACGACGUCACCAAGAUGUUGCUGCGGGCCGGUUCGACGACACGCGAGAGUGGCGGCGUCGUCUUCAACAUAUCGAGAGUCGUUUACCACGAGAACUUCAACAGCACCAGUCUCGACAACGACAUCGUUGUCGUGCAAAGGCCAGAGGAACUGCUGAAAGUGGACCUGUACGUUGACCAAACAUCGGUUUGCAGUAAGAUAUUUGCCGAUAUCCUUCCAGUCACCGACAGCAUGAUGUGUGCCGGCAACAUCCACAAGGGCGUCUGCUUCGGUGAUUCCGGAAGUCCGCUGGUGUCCGGAAAAAUGCAGGUCGGCAUCGUGUCCUGGGGCGACGAGGACUGCGAGUACCCUCUGGCGAUGUACACCGACGUCGGGUACAUGCGCCCCUGGAUCAGAAACAUUACUGGAGUGUGA